GGGAGAACCCGGUUGGGUUGUUUUAGAAGACACGCGCGAUGGAAACCAGAAAGGAGAUGGUGCUGUUUCUGGACGGAUGUCAGCUUGGCCCUCUGGCUGGCAAGAGGGCGCCCAAUAUGGCAGGGGCCGUGGGAGUCCCGGAGCCACAGGACAAGAUGAUGCCUAGGACUUGCUUGACUCCUAGAGCUGCCUCCUUGUCCUCCCGGAAGAAUGGAAUAGCGGGAAGAGGUGCAGAAGGAGAACAGGAAGAAGAGGAGGAGGAGGAGGAGGAGGAAGAAGAAGAGGAGGUAGAAGUCCUACCAGCGCCAGGGACGGUCCCAGAGAACCGCUCCGCAGCAGCGGCGCUUCUUUCUGCUAGUCAGCAGACCUCCCUCCACCGCCUUCCCCCCACCAAAAGCCCCCAAAGCAGUUCCGGCACCGAAUCGGAUUUCUAUGAGGAAAUCGAGGUGAGCUGCACCCCGGAUUGCGUCCCUGACAAGGCGGAAUACCACCUCCAGCACGGCAAAGGUCAGUGCUCAGAUACUUCAGCCGAGAGCCCUAGCAGCGGAGGCGACCACUCCAAGGGCAGCGGUGGCGGAGGUUCUCAGGGGUCGCUGGCCUGCAGCGCCAGCGAUCAAAUGCGCCGUUAUCGCACCGCCUUCACCCGGGAGCAGAUAGCGAGGCUGGAGAAAGAGUUUUACCGGGAAAAUUACGUGUCCAGACCCAGAAGAUGCGAGCUGGCCGCCGCCUUAAACUUGCCCGAAACCACCAUCAAGGUGUGGUUCCAGAACCGGCGGAUGAAAGACAAGAGGCAGCGCCUGGCCAUGACUUGGCCCCACCCGGCGGAUCCAGCUUUCUAUACCUACAUGAUGAGCCACGCGGCGGCCACCGGCAACUUGCCCUACCCCUUCCCCUCCCACCUGCCCCUACCUUAUUAUUCCCACAUGGGUCUUGGAGCCGCUUCGGCUUCGGCCGCAGCUGCCCCCUUCAAUUCCCCGUUGAGGCCGCUGGACACCUUUCGCGUCCUGUCCCACCCUUACCCGCGACCAGAACUGCUGUGCGCUUUCCGACACCCCUCUCUUUAUGCCGGUCCGACCCACGGGCUGAGCGGUGCCGGAGGGAGCCCCUGCUCCUGUUUGGCUUGUCACGGGAGCCAGGCAACCGGGCUAGUCCAGCGGCCUUCGGGAUCGGACUUUAAUUGUUCGGCCACCACCCGGACGGACUCCUUUCUCACGUUUACACCUUCGGUGUUGAGCAAGGCUUCCCCGGUCCCCUUGGAUCAGCGCGAAGAAGUCCCUUUGACCAGAUAAAGGACCUAUCUCAGGUUGCUCUCUUUUCCUCCCGCCCUCCCCGCCCCGGCCGCGCUCCUUUCCAGAGUCUCCUAAUAUUUAAUCCCAUCAGUCAGUGGACACCAAGGAAUGGAAGCAAAAACGAAAGUAAGCCUGGAAAAUGGGGAGGAUUUCUAAUGCGCACAAAUCCGCGGAAGAACCUUGGCCAAAGCGAGGUGCGGAACUUGGCGGAUUAUUUCCCCAAGGACGGGAAAAGGGGGGCGGGGGGCGGGGAGGAGAAGAAUGAUUUCUGCCACAGCAAAGCCAAGAGCUCCUACUUAGACUUCUUUAGGAGGUUUGUCUCCAGUCUAUCAGGGCAGAUGCUCACCAAACCACGGCGCCAAUAGCUUAUGCAUAACCUUGUAUGUGACUAAAAGGAAAAUACUUGAAAGAAGAAAUUGUCGAUCAUUUAAAAAAAAAAAGUGUAUGCCUGAUGAAAGUGAAGAUUUAUUCUUUGCCAGAUUAAAACAAAGAAAGUAAAAGAAGGGCCUUUGUGGA
Molecule: messenger RNA, 1805 nt
Organism: Crotalus tigris (Tiger rattlesnake)
Lineage: Eukaryota; Metazoa; Chordata; Lepidosauria; Squamata; Viperidae
Gene: EVX1
Product: even-skipped homeobox 1
Exons: 3
Coding region: 39-1289 (416 amino acids)
Biological process (GO): regulation of transcription by RNA polymerase II
Cellular component (GO): nucleus
Molecular function (GO): RNA polymerase II cis-regulatory region sequence-specific DNA binding; DNA-binding transcription factor activity, RNA polymerase II-specific
Source: RefSeq, a predicted model, not a curated record